This is a messenger RNA of Hirundo rustica (Barn swallow), 3763 nucleotides long. It is a transcript of the gene E4F1, whose product is annotated as E4F transcription factor 1. Gene Ontology annotation, biological process: regulation of transcription by RNA polymerase II. NCBI's taxonomy places the organism in Eukaryota, Metazoa, Chordata, Aves, Passeriformes, Hirundinidae. Gene Ontology annotation, molecular function: RNA polymerase II cis-regulatory region sequence-specific DNA binding; DNA-binding transcription factor activity, RNA polymerase II-specific. Gene Ontology annotation, cellular component: nucleus. The transcript is spliced from 15 exons. Bases 1 to 2475 code for a protein of 824 amino acids. The record is from RefSeq and is a predicted model, not a curated record.
AUGGCGCCCGGCGCGCUGCGCCCUCAUUGGCCGCCCUGCCCGAGGGCCCGCCCCCCGCGCGCUGCUAUUGGCCGGCGCGCCCCGGGGCUCGUUCGCCGCCAUCUUGCGGCGCGUUGCGACACGGGGGCCGCGAUGGCAACGGGCGCGGGGCCGGCGGCGCUUACGGCAGAGGCGGCCGGGCCGGGCCGGGGCGCGGCCGCCGCGGGCUCCGGGCCCCCCGCGCCCUCCGCCGCCCUCAUCGGCCUCCCGCCGCCCUUCGGCGAGCAAGACGAGGAUGACGUGCACAAGUGCGGGCGCUGCCAGUCGGAGUUCAGCUCCUUGGAGGAGUUCGUGCAGCACAAGCUGCAGAAGGGCUGCCAGCGCCCUCCCGACGCGCUCGCCGGGCUCCUCGGCCAGGAAGGACAAAAGGUGGUUCCUGCUGUCGAGGAGUCCAUCACCGUUGCUCACAUUGUUGUUGAAGCAUCUUCCAUAGCGGAGGAGAUCAGCAACGCCUCGGCCAUCGUAGGCAGUGGGCACAUCAAAGAGGUCAUUGUAGCAGGAGACCAUGUGUUUGAGAACCCCAAUGGCCACGUGGAUGGGGAGGUCAGUGAGGAGCAGGGCAGCCCCGAGGAGCAGGAGCAGGACAUUUCCACCGAGCUGAUCAAGGUGAAGCUGCAGGUGAACAAGGAGGGGCGAUACGUGUGUGAGCUGUGCCAGAAGACAUUUAAAACUGCCAGCAUCCUCAAAGCUCACAUGAUCACCCACAGCAGCAGGAAGGACUAUGAGUGUAAACUCUGUGGGACUUCCUUUAGGACAAAGGGGUCUCUGAUCCGACACCAUCGGCGGCACACGGAUGAAAGACCUUACAAAUGCAAGAAAUGUGGGAAAAGCUUCCGGGAAUCGGGAGCUUUGACUCGGCACCUUAAAUCUCUGACGCCUUGCACUGAAAAAAUACGCUUCAACAUGACCAAAGAAAUCGUUGUCAACAAAGAGGAUCUGCCAUCAGGAUCCUGCAGCUCCAACACAGACACAAUGUCCUCGAUAGCGAGCGAAUCCAUCGAGGCCUCCCCCGUCAUCCACCUCGUGACAGAUGCAAAAGGCAACGUGCUCCAUGAAGUCCAUGUCCAGAUGCAGGAGCUUCCCGUGGUGGAUGCAAAACCCCUGGAGGCAGAUCAGCCGCAUCCUGAGGAGCUGCCGUGCGAGGGGGAAGUGAACAGUGAGAACCUGCUGAGGCAGGCCAUGAGGAAUUCGGGACUUGUCAUCGAGAGAGUGGCUGUGGAGGAGGUGCAGAAGCCGGAUGAACCUGCGGCAGCUGCUCCAGAAGAGCCAGAAAACAAAGGGGUGGACAUGGAAGAGGAGCCGUGUGGGGAGGAGUGUGCCAAACUGGAAGGAGCAGAGUCUACACCUGCAGAAAGAACCAAUGGGUACAAACAAUACGUUUGCUCUCACUGUAAUGAAGCCUUCAAUGAAGCUGCUGCCCUGGAAACUCACAGCAAGAGUCACACAGAGUACAAACCUUUCAAGUGUGAGGAGUGUGGCAAGGAGUUCACCAAGGGCUACCUGCUGAAGAAGCACCAGGAGGUGCACGUGAACGAGCGGCGGUUCCGCUGCGGGGAGUGCGGGAAGCUCUACAAGACCAUCGCCCACGUGAAGGGGCACCGGCGCGUGCACUCGGACGAGCGGCCCUACGCCUGCCCCAAGUGCGGCAAGCGCUACAAGACAAAGAACGCCCAGCAGGUGCAUUUCCGUACCCACCUGGAGGACAAGCCCUACGUGUGCCAGUUCUGCAGCCGGGGGUUCCGGGAGAAGGGCUCCCUGGUGCGCCACAUCCGCCACCACACCGGCGAGAAGCCCUUCAAGUGCUACAAGUGCGGGCGCGGCUUCGCCGAGCACGGCACCCUCAACAGGCACCUCAAAACCAAAGGUGGCUGCCUCCUUGCUAUGAAAGAGGUGGAAGAAGUGAUAGUGUCAGAGGAGAGUCAGUCCGCUGACAACUUGGCAGCCACGGUCCUUUCGGAAGAUCCGCACACGGUUCUGGUGGAGUUUUCCUCGGUGGUGGCAGACACGCAGGAAUACAUCAUCGAGACUUCUACUGAAGACAUGGAGACCAGCGAAGCUACUGAAAUAAUAGAGGGGACAAGACAUGAGGUCGACAGCCACAUCAUGAAGGUGGUGCAGCAGAUCGUGAACCAGGCCAACUCGGGCCACCAGAUCAUCGUGCAGAACGUCACGGUGGCCGAGGGCGCCGCGGCCGCCGACGCCGCCGACACCAUCACCAUCGCCACGCCCGAGAGCCUCACGGAGCAGGUGGCCAUGACCCUGGCCUCGGCCAUCGGCGACGGCGCCGUGCUGGCCGCCGAGGGCGGGCUGGCCGCGCAGGAGGCCACCGUCACCAUGGUGGCGUCCGAGGACAUCGAGAUCAUGGAGCACGCGGGGGAGUUCGUGAUCGCCGCCUCGCAGGAGGGAGAGGUGGAGGUGCAGACGGUGAUCGUGUGAGGGAGGGCGGCUGCCGAAGGGCACGGCCGCUGCAGGCCGGGCACCGGGGCCGCUCACGGGGCAAGGGGGAAUGUGCUGCGGGGAUGAGGCUUCACGGGAUAGGGCAGGCCUAAGAGGGGAUAGUGCAGGCCUAAAAUGGGAUAUUGCAGGCCUGAAAGGGGAUAGGGCAGGGCUAAAAGGGGAUAGGGCAGGGCUAAAAUGGGAUGGGUUAGGGCAGGGUUAAAACGGGAUAGGACAGAGCUAAAAUGGGAUAGGACAGGCCUAAAACGGGACAGGACAGGGCUAAAAUGGGAUAGUGCAGGCCUAAAAUGGGGUAAUGCAGGCCCAAAACGGGAUAGUGCAGGGCUAAAACGGGAUAGUGCAGGCCUAAAAUGGGAUAAUGCAGGCCCAAAACGGGAUAGUGCAGGGCUAAAACGGGAUCGUGCAGGCCUAAAAUGGGAUAAUGCAGGCCCAAAACGGGAUAGGACAGGGCUAAAACGGGAUAGUGCAGGCCUAAAAUGGGGUAAUGCAGGCCCAAAACGGGAUAGUGCAGGCCUAAAAUGGGAUAAUGCAGGCCCAAAACGGGAUAGUGCAGGCCUAAAACGGGAUAGUGCAGGCCUAAAAUGGGAUAAUGCAGGCCUAAAACGGGAUAGGACAGGGCUAAAACGGGACAGUGCAGGCCUAAAACAGGAUAGGACAGGCCUAAACCAGGCCAGGGCAGGCCCGAGGUGCUCUCAGUCCAAAACCAGCGCCACAAGUGAAAGCCUCGGCCUGCUCACACGGAGGAGACUGACAGGUCACUCAGCAUUCUGUACAGCAGCCUCGAAUUAAGGAAGAUCCUUUGGGAACCAGCCCCCUCUGCCCACGGGACAGCAGUGGUCUAGUUUUUAAAAGGAUCCAGAAAGCGUAGCAACUAUGUGGGGUCUCACAAGGGAUUAUUUAAAUAUAUGCAUUUGAAACAAGUUGAGGAAACCAAACCUAAGGAGUUGUGGUGUGUGUUAAGCACCACUGAAACGCUCUCAUGCCUUUAACCUCACUCCUUCCGGCCUCCCAAGGCAUGGUACUGCAGUAUUUCUCUUUUCUUUUGAUAUCCUGGACAAGUAGCCUUAUGUACUGGUCUAUGAAUGCAUCAUUGUACCCUGCAAUGCCAGCCAGGCUGCUCUGAGAGCCAGCCUGGGGGAUGGAAAGCCAUAUUGUAUAGGAAUUUGGUUUUUUUUAAACCAUAUAUGGAUUUUUAAUUGCGUAUUGUACAGAUUCGGCAUGUAAAUAAAUACAUUUUUAAAAAUAAAGUUAUUUAAAGUUCUUACUA